AUGGCACCAAUCUUCACUUCACUUUACCUUUUCGGAAUUCCCCUAAUCCUAACCCUAACCCUAACCCUAAUUCACUUCGCACAUGCUAAUUCUGAAGGAGACGCUCUUUACACACUCAAACGAAGCCUCACCGACCCUGAUAAUAUCCUCCAGAGCUGGGAUCCGACCCUAGUCAGUCCUUGUACUUGGUUCCAUGUCACCUGUAACCAAGACAAUCGGGUCACUCGAGUGGAUCUUGGUAAUUCUAACCUAUCUGGACAUUUGGUACCUGAACUUGGGAAGCUAGAGCAUCUGCAGUACCUUGAGCUGUACAAAAACAACAUUGAAGGAACUAUUCCUCCGGAGCUUGGAAACCUCAAGAGUCUUGUUAGCUUGGACUUGUAUAACAAUAACAUAUCGGGAACCAUCCCAUCUUCCUUGGGGAAAUUGAAGAAUCUUGUCUUUUUACGACUUAAUGAUAACCGGCUAACUGGCCCAAUCCCCAGGGAACUCAUUGCUAUUUCAAGCCUUAAAGUAGUGGAUGUCUCCGCCAAUAACUUAUGUGGUACAAUUCCUACCUCUGGGCCGUUCGAGCAUAUUCCAUUGAAUAACUUUGAGAAUAACCCUCGGUUGGAAGGUCCAGAGUUGCUGGGACUUGUAAGUUACGACACAAACUGCUCGUGA
Molecule: messenger RNA, 663 nt
Organism: Lathyrus sativus (Indian pea)
Lineage: Eukaryota; Viridiplantae; Streptophyta; Magnoliopsida; Fabales; Fabaceae
Source: the annotation of a GenBank genome assembly